Molecule: messenger RNA, 1581 nt
Organism: Arabis nemorensis
Lineage: Eukaryota; Viridiplantae; Streptophyta; Magnoliopsida; Brassicales; Brassicaceae
Source: the annotation of a GenBank genome assembly
AUGGGAGGGAAAAACAAAUUUGAGAUUUUAUUUCAGCUACAAAAUGCUCUACGGCGACGCCGGAUUUCUCCUUCCUCGUCCUUGCUCUCUCUCCGCCGGGUUUCUCCGUCGGAGAAACCUAAUCAUAAGAACAUCAAUCUCUCUGGGUUUCACUUUCUGGGUACUGCUCACUUUCUUUAUUCUAUAGCAGUUCCCGACAGAAACUCCACUGGUUUCAACGAAGAACAAGACAAGCAAUCUGUUGUUGAUGUUAACAAUAUUUUGAAGAAUCACCGUGGAAGUUCUCCGGAGGAAAUUAAGCGGAUCCUCGAUAAGUGCGGGAUAGUGUUAACUCAAGGGUUGGUUUUGGAAGUGGUUAAUCGGAAUCGAUCUGAUUGGAGACCAGCUUAUAUACUUUACCAAUUGAUUCGUAAACAAUCUGUUUAUAUAUCUAGCUCCGUUGUGUACAACGAGAUUCUCGAUGUUCUUGGUAAAAUGCGGCGCUUUGAAGAGUUCCACCAAGUGUUCGACGAAAUGUCUAAGAGAGAUGGACUUAUUGAUGCAAAGACAUAUGAAGUUUUGCUAACCCGAUACGCUGCUGCGCACAGAGUAGAUGAAGCUGUGGGAGUAUUUGAGAAGAGGAGAGAGUUUGGGAUAGAGGAUGAUUUGGUUGCAUUUCAUGGGCUCUUGAUGUGGUUGUGUAGGUAUAAGCACGUCGAAUUUGCGGAAACUCUGUUCUGCUCUCGUAGAAAUAAGUUUGGCUUCGAUAUAAAAGCGAUGAACCUCAUUCUCAACGGGUGGUGUGUUUUGGGAAAUGUUCAUGAAGCCAAGAGGUUUUGGAGAGACAUUGUUGCUUCUAAUUGCAGGCCAGAUGUUGUCAGCUACGGGACGAUGAUAAAUGCAUUGACAAAGAAGGGGAAGUUGGGAAAGGCCAUGGAACUAUACAAAGCAAUGUGGAAAACCGGAAGAAACCCGGAUGUCAAAAUCUGCAAUAACGUUAUUGAUGCAUUGUGUUUCAAGAAGAGAAUCCCGGAGGCUAUUGAAAUAUUUAAGGAGAUGAGUGAGAAUGGUUGCUCUCCGAAUGUUGCAACCUAUAACUCUCUUUUGAAGCAUCUCUGCAAAAUAAGGAGAACAGAGAAAGUUUGGGAGCUAGUGGAAGAGAUGGAACAAAAAGGCGGUAGCUGUUCGCCUAACGACGUGACAUUUGGUUACUUGCUUAAGUAUUCGCAGAAACCGAAGGAUGUUGAGGCGGUUUUGGAGAGGAUGGCGAAGAACGGGUGUGAGAUGACUAGUGACUUGUACAAUUUGAUGUUUAGGUUAUAUGUGCAAUGGGACAAUGAUGAGAAAGUGAGAGAGAUAUGGAGUGAGAUGGAGAGAAGUGGGUUAGGACCAGACCAAAGAACAUAUACUAUUAGGGUUCAUGGUUUGCACACAAAGGAAAAAAUUGGAGAAGCAUUGGGUUACUAUCAAGAAAUGUUGUCAAGAGGAAUGGCGCCAGAGCCAAGAACUGAGAUGUUACUGAACCAGAACAAGUCCAAGACAAAAGAAGAAGAGAACAAGCUUAUAUCUAACAUAACAAAUGAAGAGUGUGAAAGCGAUUGA